AUGAGAUACUAUACGAUAGGCGACAGUCUAGCUAAUGAGUUUCCUCAUUCUGAUAUAGACCUUAUCUCUUACCUCAAUCCUGUCAAUAGCUCAUUGUCCUUCGCUCAAAUAAAUGUGGAGACGGUAAUCGAAACUAUUACAGCAGUGGCGUAGAUAAGGAGGGCAAGAAGACUGCCCUUGUGAAAAGCUGAAAUCCGGUUAGAAAUGGGGGGACGAUGUGUCAAUAAUGAUUCCCAUCUCUUCUGUUUACCAAUAAAAGUUGUAGUGUUCCCUAUCUUGAAUCCUAACUCCAGUAAAAAAUGCCUAUGGUGGUUGAAAGCACAUUUGAACUUGAAUCUACGCACAUAACAGCUGUCAAAGUUCAAAGUUCAUUCUUUUUAUUACAAUAUAAUUUCCACUUCAAAAACCGUAGGACAUCGUGCUACUUUGCUGUAGCCUGUUGUAUUUGUGUGUACAGUACAAUGUUUGACAAAUUUUUUUUUUGAUCUAACAAAAUGGCUUUUUGUGGUUGUAACUUUUCUUCACACCUCGUCCUAAAAUACGUGAAAUAGCAUGUAAAAAUUCAAAAUUUUCCCGGAUCCCCCUAGAUUAUUCGCGCAUUUGGCGCUCGCACCUCAAAUGCCAUAAACAUUUAGGCAACCCCCCCCCUCCCCAAAGUUUAGACCCUGGCUACGCCACUGUCUUAAAGCUGUAAAUUCCAAUAAAGCAACUGGCCCUGAUAACAUUCGAUCCUGUCCAGGUUUUGAAAAUUGCUGCUGAGAUCCUGUUCCCAUCGCUGACGGCCAUUUAUAAUCAUUCUCUUUCUAUGGAAUUUACCCAGACGAUUGCAAGAUGGCUAGAGUGUUCCCCAUCUUCAAAAGUGGAGAAAAGGGUGGUCUUAGCAACGUACUAUCGACCGAUUUCAAUUAUCUCCGCGAUUGCUCAGGUGUUUGGUAGACUUGUUUAUGAUCAAUUCUACACUUUUUAACAUCCAAUCAGUUAAUUAAUAAUAUUCUUACCAAUCUGGUUUUAGACACACAUAUAGCACUCUUACCUCUUUGCUGGAAACAACCAAUAAUUGGUGUGUCAUUGUCGACAGGGAUCUUUUAAACAGUGUAGUUUUCAUCGAUAAGUUAAAGAAGGCCUUCGACACCAUUGACCAUGAAAUUCUACUUUCCAAGCUUUGGGCUCGCGAUGUUGACAGGGACGUCGCUAUAGGGAUGGUGUGGGGGGUGUAACACCCCGCCCCCCAAUAAUUCAAACGUUGGUCAAAGUUGGUCAAAAUGGAACUAAUAUUUGCCCAAAGUUGGUCAAAAUGGAAUUGAUAUUUGCUUAAAAUUGAAGAUAAAACUCGGAAAAAUUUGGUAAAAGUUUGGGAUAUAAGAUGGUCGAAGAUGUUCAAAUUAAUGAAAUGGUUCGCACUUUUAACAAUUUUAAAACUUCAGUUACAUUUGCGGUGAAAAAAUCGGAAGCAUUGCUUAUAUUGGUCGAAAAAUUUUGAAUAUGCUUAUAUUAGUCCGGAAAUUUUUUUUUGACUCUAUUAAUCCGGAAAAUUUUUUUGACCUCCCCCCCCGUCGAAAAAAAUUCCGGGAAAAAUUUUUUACGACUUUUACGAAAUUUUCUUUUGUCUUACAAGCACUCAGAUGGAACUAAUCAGAAAUCUUUUGAAUUUGAACAAUAGAAAUUUCGGUUCGAUCGAAAAAUUUCGCCUUGUGGAAAACCGCCUUUAAACGUUGCUAAAACAGAGUUCAUGACGUCAUCGGUUUGCGACAACGGUGACUAAACGAUCUAUCUCUAUCUAUCUCUAUCCCAAUCAUCUGACAUUAUUAAAGCAUAUGAAGAAAUUAUCUUAUGGAGAAAGAACGUCUUUCUUGUACCAUAUGGAAAGAUAGAGAAAGAAAUUAUUGAUCAAUUAACAACGCAUGUCAAUCAGUGGAACAGUAAAUCUGAACAACAACAUAUUGCUCUGAAAGCUGUCUUUGUACUCCUUGCUGUUGGGCUGCAAAAACCAGGGCCAAAAUCUAAAGCGAAAGAUCAUAAAGAAUGUCUGACGAAGCAUUUGGCCUUGUGGAAAGAUGGUCAAAUUGAUAAGCUGCUAAGAGAAGGGCGAAUGAUUCAAGCUCGCAUUGGAAAGAGUAAGAAAUCAGAACCUCCAGACAGAGCAAAAAUCUUUGCCAAGCUCGUUAUGGAAGGUCAAAUAAAUUCAGCAAUGCGUUUCUUGAGCGAGGAGGGUAAUGGUGGCGUGUUACCCCUAUCUAAUGACGUCAUGCUUCAAUUACGACAAAAGCACCCAGAAGCAGAAGAAGCGAAAAUUGGCAUUCUUCUUCGUGGGCCAGUGCAAGAAGUAAUAGAAAGUUUAUUUAUUACAAUCAAUGGUCAGAUGGUAAGAGAGGCUGCCUUGAGGACGAAAGGUUCUGGAGGGCCUUCCGGGGUUGAUGCUAAUGGAUUCAAGAGGAUACUUGCUUGUAAAUCCUUCAAAAAUCCUCCACCGCCCUUUGUGAAGCCUUAG
Molecule: messenger RNA, 2488 nt
Organism: Paramuricea clavata
Lineage: Eukaryota; Metazoa; Cnidaria; Anthozoa; Malacalcyonacea; Plexauridae
Source: the annotation of a GenBank genome assembly